Messenger RNA from Uloborus diversus, 1257 nucleotides. RefSeq lists its product as uncharacterized. Lineage: Eukaryota; Metazoa; Arthropoda; Arachnida; Araneae; Uloboridae. The coding region runs from base 1 to 1257 and encodes 418 amino acids. The transcript has a single exon. The record is from RefSeq and is a predicted model, not a curated record.
AUGGCAUCCAAUAUCAACAUUUUACAAUUACCUGAUUUAGUAUUAUAUAAAAUUUGUUCUUCUAUCAAAUGCCCUGUCGAUUUAUUGCAUUUUGGAAAUACUUGUACACAGCUCCGAAAAAUAUCAAUGUCCCGAAGAAUUUGGUGGAACCUUGCUUUUGAAUGGUGUAAGGGUUACUGGUUCUUUAUUAAAGAAUAUCCCACGGAUGAAAAUCCAAGAGAUUGGGUACUUAACCUUCUAAAACAAUGUUCCACAUUUUCAUCCAGCACUGAACUAAGAUGCAUUUUUUCAAACGGUGAACUGUGGCAAAGAGUUGAAUCUAAAAAAUUCCGUUGCUUUCUUGGCCUGCUAAGAUGGGCAUACAUCAAGGAAAAGGAGGAUCACCCCGCCAUCCUUUACGAACAGUGGUUAUAUGACAUUGGUCUUUAUUGUCGGUUAGGUCCUCCCAUGGACUUCUCUGCCGACAACUUCGAGUUUUCUGAAAAUUCGAUAAUAGAGCUGUGUAAACUUGGUCAAGCUGCAGAACGUGAUCUUCGAAGAAGAAGACAGCCAAACAAGGACCCUAAGUAUUAUGUCAAACGUAUAGCCAAUUCUGAAGGACAGUGGAUGAAAGAUCUUUUUCCAUCAGGAUCCCAUGGAACUAUUUGUCCUCUUCUGCUUUGCCCAUUUGAAAAUUCCGAUUCAGGUGAAGUCUCAGGCAUGCAAGGUCUUGCAGUCUGUCUCAGCAUCGCAUUGGAGAAGCGCUUGUACAACCAGUAUAAAACAUACUUAAACCCUGUACAUCAAUUCUGCGAUGUUAUCAAAGUAUUCUCUACAGUGUUUAUUUCAGAGAUCAAUCUUGCCAGAAAUCAGCUUAGUACUCGAGUAGAUUCUUUAUCUUUGAAAGAUACGAUAAUGAUGUUAGUCACAGAAAAUUCAUUCAAUGCAGAAAAUCUUGACAUUGUCAUUAACCUUUUUGAUUUAACAUUUAGCGUCAAGGAAAUUCUCCAAGAUGUUCAUAAUUUGUUAAUUGAGUAUGGCAGCAUUGACUGCAUUGUGGAUAGUGUUAGAAUGCGUUUGAGGGUAGCCAUGUUGGAUGAAAUCACUAAUGUGUUGUUUCCUGCAGGCUGCAAUUGUCAUUUAAUUACCAGAGUCAAUUUAACUGAUAGUGAUUUAAUUGGGGGUGAUAAUGCGAAGCAAGAAAUGUCUGCUGCUGCUUUUAUUUCAAAGUAUGGUGUUUUGGUUACUUGGCAUUUAGUAGGUCGAAUGAGAUUUUAA